AAUGUUACAGUGGAGGAAUUUCUGGACGAUGACGAUAUAUUACUGGAGUGUAGAUCACAAAAGAAAUCUAUUGUUAAUUACUUAACUCGUCCAGACGUGAUCAAACGCCUUGUUGAACUCAUAACUACAGAACCUUCUGAGGAUCUACCUUUAGCACAAAGAUAUCGGCAUGCGAAUAUGGCUUGCGAAAUCUUAACGUUGUAAGUACCGACCAACAUAUACUAUGUGAUAACACUUCCGUACAAAUCUGA
Rhagoletis zephyria (snowberry fruit fly) is the source of this 251-nucleotide messenger RNA. Its product is annotated as serine/threonine-protein phosphatase 6 regulatory subunit 3-B-like. NCBI's taxonomy places the organism in Eukaryota, Metazoa, Arthropoda, Insecta, Diptera, Tephritidae. Gene Ontology annotation, cellular component: nucleus; cytosol. The record is from RefSeq and is a predicted model, not a curated record. Gene Ontology annotation, molecular function: protein phosphatase regulator activity; protein phosphatase binding.